Diplodia corticola is the source of this 399-nucleotide messenger RNA. Its product is annotated as glutathione-dependent formaldehyde-activating protein. The record is from RefSeq and is a predicted model, not a curated record. Lineage: Eukaryota; Fungi; Ascomycota; Dothideomycetes; Botryosphaeriales; Botryosphaeriaceae. Gene Ontology annotation, molecular function: carbon-sulfur lyase activity. The coding region runs from base 1 to 399 and encodes 132 amino acids. The transcript has 2 exons.
AUGACUACCGGCAGCUGCUUCUGCGGGAACAUCAAAAUCUCGUACUCGGGCGAGCCGGCUAACCAGGCUACCUGUCACUGCCUCGAUUGCCGCAAGAUCAGCGGGAGCACCUACAGCACCAACCUCAUUGUGUCCGAAGACGGGUUCAAAGUCACCCAAGGCACUACCAAAACCAUCAGCAAAACAGGUGACAGCGGAAACACCAUCACCAGCCACUUCUGCGGCGAUUGCGGGACAACCCUGUAUCGCGAGACCGGGCUGUUCGCGGGCUCCAAGAUUGUCAAGGCGGGUGUCCUCGACGACUAUGACGCGCUCAACAAGGCCAAGCCGGCUCUUGAGCUGUACACUAAGCACCGUGUGAAUUGGGUGCCCGAAACGGCCGGCGCUCAGCAGACCUAG